GACGAGAAGAACCAAUUGCUUAUAACAAAUAUUUGGCUCAAAUUGGAGUGGAACGACAUGAACUUGCGUUGGAACUCAAGCGAAUAUGGUGGCGUGAGAGAUCUCCGAAUUCCUCCACACAGACUGUAGAAGCCCGAUGUGCUCAUGUACAACAG
This is a messenger RNA of Rhagoletis pomonella (apple maggot), 155 nucleotides long. RefSeq names its product neuronal acetylcholine receptor subunit alpha-7-like. The record is from RefSeq and is a predicted model, not a curated record. Gene Ontology annotation, biological process: nervous system process; signal transduction; chemical synaptic transmission. Gene Ontology annotation, molecular function: acetylcholine-gated monoatomic cation-selective channel activity; transmembrane signaling receptor activity. Lineage: Eukaryota; Metazoa; Arthropoda; Insecta; Diptera; Tephritidae. Gene Ontology annotation, cellular component: postsynaptic membrane; synapse; neuron projection.